GAUCUGAGCCGUGCAGAGUUAAUGAUGAUGGCCAUUGCUGAUGUCAUCAAUCAGCUGGUCGAGGCGCAUGAACAGGGAAAAUACAUCAACCUCAACAAGUAAGAACCUAACCCUAACCUAACCCUAACCCUAACCCUAACCUAACCCUAACCUACAGCUCUCCAUGGACUGCCACCUAGCUAAAGCCCGAAGGUAAGUGUCUUGUGACCCACCAAGUAAACAAAGCAUUAUUUCUUGCCAGAAACCCGUCUUAUUCUCAAACGAACUUGGCUGCAACCAUCAUUUGGGAAACCUUGUGUUGUGUGGAAUGAUAAUCUGAGCCAACGGGACGAAAUAGGGAGGGACCAAUCAGAAUUUGUCCAAUAUAUAAACUUGUAUUUUCAGUUCAGUUGCAAAACAUUUUGCUACGGUUUACUACGCAGUGCACUAAUGAAUACACCCCUGAAUGGACCCGCUCUAACCUCUAACACUCCUUUACACUUCGUCAUCAGGGUGAAGACCAAGUGCUCUGCCCAGGCUAGUAGACGUCAUAGCUGCUGUUCCACCCCACUACCGACGUGCCCUGGUGCCUAAACUCAAGACCAAGCCUAUCUGCACUGCCAGCGGGGUACGUACCUGUGUGUGUGUGUGUUUGAGGGUCUGUCUGUCAGCUUCAAAUGGACAAGAAAUAAAAAAAAAAUGACCCUUUUUUUAGUUUCUGACGAGACACGUGUGCUUGUGUCUCUUUGUCCAGAUUGCAGUAGUUGCUGUGAUGUGCAAACCCCAUCGCUGCCCUCACAUCAGCUUCACUGGAAACAUCUGUGUGUGAGUGCAUAGUAACAGAUCAACUUCUCGCUUAAGACGGUAAAACUAGAAGAAUUCUGAUCAUAAUGUUGUAUUGAUUUAUAAAGAGGAACCAAUCUGUUUUCUGCUGUGACAGACUCAGACUCAGUCUUACACUGGCUACGAGGUAAAUCAACGCUACUGUAGUCCAGAACCUCAACAUCUCUGUGUGUUGUCUAAAAGUCUAGUGUUCUUUCUCUCUGUCAGCCGACACCUAUGAGAGCCACCAGAGCGCGUUAUGAUCCCCAUCUGCAGACCAGACAUCGAGUGGAACAGGUCAGUGACACACACACAGUGCAGUACCCCACUAUAAUUUUUUUACCAGAUGAUAAUAGUAAUAAUAAUAAUAAUUCACAUUAGAAAUAUGGGAAGUCACGUCAUUCACCGCUGCACUACAUGUGUAGCAAGGUAACCAACUUUUGGCUUUGCCCCUGUUCUGAGAGGAGGCCCUAUACAUCACUGAACAUAUGUUUUCCUGUCCAGUUGAAGCAGCUGGGCCACAGUGUGGAGUUCAUAGUGAUGGGAGAGACCUUCAUGGCCCUGGCUGAGGAGUAUUGA
Molecule: messenger RNA, 1380 nt
Organism: Coregonus sp. 'balchen'
Lineage: Eukaryota; Metazoa; Chordata; Actinopteri; Salmoniformes; Salmonidae
Source: the annotation of a GenBank genome assembly